Molecule: messenger RNA, 1431 nt
Organism: Zingiber officinale
Lineage: Eukaryota; Viridiplantae; Streptophyta; Magnoliopsida; Zingiberales; Zingiberaceae
Product: purple acid phosphatase 3-like
Exons: 6
Coding region: 254-1255 (333 amino acids)
Molecular function (GO): ferric iron binding; acid phosphatase activity; ferrous iron binding
Source: RefSeq, a predicted model, not a curated record
UAGGUAAAAUUCAAGCUGGCGAAUUUUAUAUUUCGUAUUUUUUUCGCAUGAGAACACUAAUAUCUUCACUAAUUAAGGAUAGGUCCCUAGUUAGAAUGCCUCCCUGCUAAUUUUUCUACUACUUUUUUAAUUUAGUCCAUAUAAGUUUCCUCUAUGUUUGUACCGUUCGUCGUUCUAAUUCUCCGCACGCCAUGAUCAUCUAGAGAGCUUGUUCCUUCGCUUCCAUUUGAUCCCGUCAACCGAUAUCCGACAUAUGGCAUUGGCCGCGCUCCAGAGCGCGGCUUUGGCCGCCAUCGUCCUCGCUUCCGUGACGAUGGCGCCGGCGUUCGUCCCCUGCUCCGCCGAGCUGCAGCGGUUCGAGCGCUCACCCAAGCCCGAUGGGUCGCUCAGCCUGUUGGUCAUCGGAGAUUGGGGAAGGAAUGGGUUGUUUAAUCAAUCGGAAGUGGCGUUUCAGAUGGGAAGGAUUGGAGAUGAAUUAGAUAUAGAUUUGGUGAUAUCCACCGGAGACAACUUCUACGAGUAUGGCCUUGCCGGCGUCGAUGACAAGCGAUUCGAGGAGUCAUUCUCCAACGUUUACACCGCAAAGAGUCUACAAAAGCAGUGGUACAGUGUCUUGGGAAACCAUGACUACAGAGGAAAUGUGUUAGCACAGCUGAGUCCUGUUCUCCGUAGCAUAGACGGCAGAUGGCUUUGCUUGAGAAGCUUCAUUCUUAAUGCAGAGAUUGUAGACUUCUUCUUCGUGGACACAACUCCAUUUCAGGAAUCAUACUGGACCAACCCAGGGAAACAUCACCAUGACUGGAGAGAGGUUGCACCUCGCGGGACUUACAUUUCAAAUCUACUGAAGGACUUGGAUGCAGCACUAAAAGAAUCCACAGCACCAUGGAAAAUUGUCGUCGGGCACCACACAAUGAAGAGUGUCAGUGAGCACGGAGACACGCCUGAACUUUUAACUCUAUUACUCCCUGUUCUUAAGUCAAAUGGUGUGGAUUUAUACGUGAAUGGGCAUGACCAUUGCCUGGAGCAUAUCAGCAGCAAUGACAGUCCAAUUCAGUAUCUGACCAGUGGAGGUGGCUCCAAGGCAUGGAGAGGUGUUUCCCAUUCAAACUCAGGCAAGCUUCAUUUCUUUUACGAUGGGCAAGGAUUCAUGUCCCUGCAGCUCACCAGCUCAGCUGCUGAUCUGGCGUUCUAUGACGUGUUCGGCCGAGUUCUUUACAAGUGGAGCGUGGCCAAGUCUCUUCGCCCAGCAGCAUAAGCCAUGUAGUUGAUCAGUGGAUCAUUUGUGAAUAUGUCAUUGUUCAAGGUCUUAGGAUUGGUGUUGCAUUGAAUUACAGCAAGCAGAGAGUGAGAUUGUAAUGUGGCAUGAGAUAGAAUAAUGAUGUUGUAAGAUUUGAGUUGUGAAUGGCCAUGAAUAGUGUGCCAUUUUCUUAA